AUGACCGAGAACAGAGAGUCUGUGUUUGCAACGCCUAUUGAGCUAGGGCCUGAUAUGAUCCUUCAGCCUCCUCUCUCGCGUUGCGGAUGUGGGCCCGGUCUCAUCCUCGUGCGGCCUUCAGCCUACUCAGGGUAUCAACAACUCAACAAGAGCCUGGAUCCAGAGCCUUUGUUGAAAUGGGCAGAAGAGAGCUUUGCGGUGGUGCAAAUAACGCUCGAUGCAGGGCAGGAUCUGACAGAGUUACGAAAGGCUAUCACACAAGCACGAGAAGGCUUGACAUCUCUGCCUGCCUGCGAUAGUGAUAGCUCUUUUGGAGUGUUGAUCUACGGAGCGCAAGAAGACUACUUGCCCGGUUUCAACGACGCGGUGCGGGAAAUUGUCGCUUGUGAGUCCCGGCUGGCUGCAGUCGUCUGUUUUGACGAAUGGCACCUUGGUGACAGUAAACCGACCCUGUUACAUGUAUCAGGAGCUGGGGAUCAAAUUACUUCCACGCAGGGGAAACAAAUUCAACAUGUGUACCCUCAAGCUUCGUCUCCCGGCUUUAUGGUCCCGGGACACCCAGAUUUUAUCAUCACCGCAGCGGGCGUGGCGCACACCCGUAGCUUAACCUUCCUCAAGAAGCAUCUCGGUGGGCCAUACUUUGAUCUAGAGCAGAUUUGGGAUGAGCACACCUACUAUGAGUUUGGUGAUCGGUCUGUCGAGAAGACGAUGGCGACAAUGGUACAAGAGCCAUAUGUCAACCACGUUCCCACAUUAACCGGAGGGAUUGGACGGGCUCGUCUGAGUCACUUCUACCUAAAUCAUUUCAUCUUCAGCAACCCUGAUGAUACUGCUCUGGAAUUGAUCAGUCGAACAGUAGGCACGGAUCGGAUCGUGGAUGAAUUCAUCUUCUGCCUCACCCAUGUGAAGCAGGUUGACUGGCUGCUUCCCGGUGUUCCUCCGACCGGGAAACAUCUUCGCAUCCCAUUCACCUCGGUGGUGAAUAUUCGUGGAGAUCGACUCUAUCAUGAGCAUAUCGCAUGGGACCAGGCUACCGUGUUAGUGCAGUUGGGCCUGCUGCCCCAAUAUCUCCCUUUCCCGUACGCCCUGCCGGAUGGACGAGUUCCGACGCCUGGUCAUCGCUUUGAAUAUCGCGUCCCUGCUGCGGGAGUGGAAUCUGCCCAGAAAUUACAGAAUGAGCAUGAAGUGCCUUCCAAUGCUAUGUUCGAAUACGGCAUUCGGGAGGUCAAAGAUGCAUGA
Molecule: messenger RNA, 1239 nt
Organism: Penicillium macrosclerotiorum
Lineage: Eukaryota; Fungi; Ascomycota; Eurotiomycetes; Eurotiales; Aspergillaceae
Exons: 4
Coding region: 1-1239 (412 amino acids)
Biological process (GO): polyketide metabolic process
Source: RefSeq, a predicted model, not a curated record